CAAGCAUCCUUCAUAGUUUCCUACCCUGUUGAGACUUAUUGAGACUAUACUGUGAAUAAUUAUAUAUUUCGUACCAUUUCUCUUACUGUUCACAUUUGAGGUCAAUAACUUAAGAUAGACCGUCCAUAACUAUUUUAGCCGCAUAACUUGCUACCGGUGACAAUCCGAUGAAAACUAUGGUCUUUAAAGUCACGCGACUGCAAUGCGAUCAAGGGUUCUAGAAGGUGCUAUCCACGAGGCAAUGGGACAACUUGCUCAGAUCUAACUCAACGCUUCGAUUCACGGCGAGCUAAAACUGCCCCCUGUUCAAAAUGGAGAAAAAGUUUGACUUCUUAUUCAAAUUACUCCUUAUCGGGGAUAGCGGUGUUGGUAAGACAUGUAUAAUAUUUCGAUUUGUCGAAAAUACGUUUAAUACCGCAUUCAUCACAACUAUUGGCAUAGAUUUCAAGAUCAGGACAGUGGAAAUUGGUGGAAAGAAAAUCAAGUUACAAAUCUGGGACACUGCUGGCCAGGAAAGAUUCCAUACCAUCGCGGCCACAUGUUACCGGGGAGCCCAGGGGAUCAUGUUGGUGUAUGACGUCACCGACGAAAAGUCUUUCAAACACAUUCCGAAGUGGAUACAAAAAACUCAGGAGCUUGCCAAUCCUGAUGUAAUAAAGAUGUUGGUAGCGAACAAAUGCGACCUCAAGAAACAAAGAGUAAUCACAAGAGAGCAGGGAGAACAGCUUGCACAAAAUCUUGAGAUUCGUUACCUGGAAAUAAGCGCUUUUUCAAAUAUGAAUGUGGAAGAUGCAUUUGAGGCACUGACACAGGACGUUUUUAACAAUCAUGUCUGCUUGGCUGCGGAGAGCAGGCCUGCUCUGACAGUAGAAGAGAAAGCUAAGCAUGCCUGUUGCUUCCAUUAGGAUUUCGCCAGUAUUUCAUGAUGAAAAGAAAUUAACAAUGAUUUAUGAAAGGAAGACUAUUUUGACCAAAGCUUAUCAAUUUGCAAGCAUGUCGAAUUCAGCAGGGGAUGUUUUUGGUAGGGAAAAAUGUUUGCUGAAACUGCGAGACACAACUAAUAAAUUGUUGACAUUGAACAAAUAGUGAAGGUAUCGGUACCAUAACGUCUGCUAUUGUUAUUAACUGGCUGGUGAAACAAAAGGUUCUUUUGUUUAACUUGUUGGACAUGUAAAUAGCAGAAACAAUGUUUGUGAACAAAUAUCUUCCUAUUAAGCAAUGUGUAAACAAUAAAAUAAAAUCUUGAUUACAUUU
Orbicella faveolata is the source of this 1254-nucleotide messenger RNA. Its product is annotated as ras-related protein Rab-8A-like. The record is from RefSeq and is a predicted model, not a curated record. Lineage: Eukaryota; Metazoa; Cnidaria; Anthozoa; Scleractinia; Merulinidae. Gene Ontology annotation, molecular function: GTP binding; GTPase activity.